AUGAGUGUUUAUAAAAGAUACCUGGAAGAAUUCAGCCACGAAGAAUCAAGGCUUGUCGUUAAGAUGGAAGACUUUGAUUUUGGUGAUGUAAUUGGAAAAGGUGGAUUUGGUGAAGUUCAUAGAGCAAUUUACAAAAAAACAGGAACAGAAUGUGCAAUAAAACAAAUUUUCGCAGAAAGAUUAGAAGGAAAUCGAUUAAGAAGAUAUAUUGGUGAAAUUGAAACCUUAGCUCGUUGUGAUAAUAUGUUUUUAGUUCCAUUCAUUGGUUUUACAGCACAACCACCAUAUACAAUCGUAACAGAAUUUAUGCCGAAUGGCUCUCUCGAUAAAUACGUUAGAAAGAAAGCUGGAGUUGAGCCUCUUUCUGGAACUCAACUUACAGCCAUCGCAAUUGGUAUAGCACAUGGCAUGUGUCAUUUACACUCAUUAGGUAUUAUUCACAGAGAUCUUAAAGCUGCUAAUAUUUUACUCGAUUCUCGUUUAUUCCCAAGAAUUUGCGAUUUUGGUAUUGCCAGAUUCGAAGAACACGGAUCAGUUGGUAUGACAGCUAAGAUUGGCACACCUAACUACAUGGCUCCAGAACUUAUUCAGUCUACAAAUUACGAUAGAAAAGUCGAUGUUUAUGCAUUUGCAAUGAUUUUAUACGAAAUGAACGAAAAUGUUCGUCCUUUCAGAGGCCUUAAAGUCAAUGAUAUAUUCAAAGCUGUUAUACAGAACGACGAAAGACCCGAAUUUACAAAAGUUACUCCUCAAAAAAUGCAGGAGCUUAUACGCAGAUGCUGGCAUAGAGAACCAGCAGAAAGACCAACAUUUGAAGAAAUUAGAGAUGAAUUUGCAAGGGGAAAAGUUGCAUUUCCAGGUACUCAUCUAUAUGAUAUCCAAAAAUUCCUCCAAAUUAUCGAUAAAGAUGAAGAAAUGAGAGAUAAAAUGGCUCAAGAUCAAUCAACUACAUCAGAUAGUAUCAUUGAGCCAGGAAAAUCAGAGUCUGAAUCAGAUUCACCGGCACCAUCUCGAAAGAGUUCAUCAGGAUCAGCUCCAUCGCAACCACAAGACCAAAGACAAUAUCAGUCCAAGCAACAACCAGUAAAACAAAGCGAACCAACGAUUUCAUCUCAUUAUAGUUAUACAUCAACAACAGAAGAAGAGGAAACAUCAGAAUCCGCCCAUGCCGAUGAGAUUCUUGGUGAUUAUAACAAUACUCUUUUUGUAAGAUAUCUUGAAUAUUAUGCAAAAACCAUUGAACCGAUCCAAUUCCCUCCAUUCUGGGAUCCUAUCAGCAAACAUGUCAAUCCGAGGACUCCUCCAGAGAUUUUGAAUACAAUUAUGACAAAUUGCAGAUUAAUGAUGAAGCGAAACAAGCAAUUUAUCGAAUUAUUUGAGAAAGCUAAGUUCUUUACAUCAUAUCCUGUUAGUCCACAAACUGCUGAUGCCAUUGCUGAUUGUUAUGAAAUAUUAUUUGUUGAUUCACCGAAAUUCCUUGGCCAACAGCACUGCGAGACCAUUACUCAGAUGAUAAAAUUGCGUCCUGAAAAGAUGCUGAUCCUCUACAGCUUCUACAUCAAGCAAUUACUUUCAUUACCUAAUCCUUGGCCGAUUCUCGACAAUCUUUUCUCUUUUCUCCACGAACUUAAUGAUAAACCAUGUGGUUACAUGUAUCUUGCCAUAUUCCAUUACCUCAUAACCAAAUACGAAAUGUACGCGAAAGAAAGAAGAAUUCACAUUCGUUCGAUUUUCUUGAUGUACGUCAAUUCCAAAGACGUCAGAACGAUUUGUGCAGCGUACAAUGGUUUGGCCAUUAUCUACGGUGAUGUCGGAAGUGGCUUGGAUUACACAAGAGCCGCUCAACAUUUAUUAGAUGAUGAAAUAUGGCAAAGUGUAAUGACACUUUUAUUGAAGAUAGAAAAGAUUCCAGCAUCUGUUCCAUUGUUGAAUGCACUUCUUUACAGAACGAAUGAGAGUCCUCUUCCAUGGAUAGUCAUUCUCAAGAUGGCAUCAAACAAGACAGGCCCUGAAUUCCUCCUCGAAAAUACUCAGUGGAUGAAUGAAAAUAAAAAACAUCCAAUCGAAGUAAUGAGAGUUUUCUUGGUCAUUUUCAAGGCAAAAGAGAAUCGUUCGAAGGCGACAUCACUUGAAGGAUUCCCUACUCUUCUAACUGCUGCUUUGGCUGCUGAUCCACACAGAAUGCACUUCGUUGUUUCGUCAACAAUAAGAAGAGCUGAAUUAAAUGAAAAUUUCCUCAAAAGAUUGAGUGAAAGCGGUUUUUUGGCGAAAUAUAUUGAAUUGACGAUACAAGCGAAUAAGCCACGUAUAUUCACUAAUGCUCUCAGUACAUUUGAUAAGCUUUCUCAUGUUUGUUUCGUUCCUGAUUAUAUUACUUUCACAUCUACUUUAGUUGAGUUGCUUUCCGAGAAAAACCAUGCUGCUGAUGCUAUAUCUGUCAUUGUUUCUAUGAGUUUCUAUCCCCAAGUCUGCAAAGAACUCAAAAAGAAAAAUUUGAUAACUUAUUUCGAAAAUUUGACCAAAUACGACAAGUACAAGAAGAUGGCUGAGACAUUCCUAGCAAAUGCAAAGAAAGUUUGA
Trichomonas vaginalis G3 is the source of this 2580-nucleotide messenger RNA. RefSeq names its product protein kinase protein. Lineage: Eukaryota; Parabasalia; Trichomonadida; Trichomonadidae. Gene Ontology annotation, molecular function: protein kinase activity; ATP binding. The transcript has a single exon. The record is from RefSeq and is a predicted model, not a curated record. The coding region runs from base 1 to 2580 and encodes 859 amino acids. Gene Ontology annotation, biological process: protein phosphorylation.